AUCAAAUUAAAGAUUUGAUAGAAUAUUCAAAUAUGAUAGGUUGUAAAUGGAACAAGAAAGAGAAGAGUACAGAUUAAUAUAUUUAUUCCAUUAAUCAUGCAACCCCAUGAUCAAAAUAAUAAUUGUGCCUUGUGAUACUUUUUCAAACCUUAAGCAAGAAGACUCCAAAACUGCAACUACUAGCCCUCUCAUCCUUUAUCUUCAACCACGUACAAAUUGAUUAAACCAAAAAUAUUUGAAAACCAAAAUAGUUUGAUAUCAUGGGUUGUUUGGCAAAUCAAACAGUACUUCCCACAAUAAGCUUUUCGGAGCAAAAUCUAGAGGUAGGAUCGUCUUCUUGGUUGUCCACCAGCAAAGAUGUGGUUGCUGCACUCGAAGAAUUCGGUUGUUUCAACGCUACCUACAGCAAUUUCUCCCCCCAAUUGCACCACGCAAUCUUCGGAGCUUCCGAGGAACUCUUCGAUCUUCCAACUCAUGUCAAAAUGCUCAACACUUCCGACACACCUACUCAUGGCUACGUGGGUCAAAUAGCGGCCAUACCUCUCUACGAAGGUCUAGGAAUCGAAAACGCCACCACCCAAGAUGGCGUCACCAAAUUCACCCAUCUCUUAUGGCCUUCAGGAAAUGAAACUUUCCGUGAGACAGCGUUGGAGUACUCCAAGGUUGUGGCGGAGCUGGACAAGGUGGUGAUGAGGAUGGUGGCGGAGGUUUAUGGGAUAAGGAGCGCAUACGAAUCCUUGGUCGAAACGACGUCGUACCUUCUCAAAUUGAUAAAGUAUCGACCACCGGCGAAAGAUGAAGCUGGUUUAGGGAUUGUCCCUCACACUGACAAGAGCUUCACCUCCAUUCUUCACCAACGCCUAGUAAAGGGCCUCCAGAUUAUGACCAAAGCCGGUGAUUGGAUCGGCGUCGACCCCUCGCCCUCUGCCUUCGUUUUCAUGGCCGGCGACGCUUGCAUGGCAUUUACCAAUGGAAGAAUAGAGCCUUCAAAACAUAGAGUGAUAAUUGAUGGGAGUGAAGAAAGGUAUUCGCUUGGGCUGUUUACAUUUAUUAGGGAUGUGAAAAUACAAGUGCCUGAAGAGCUAGUUGAUGAAGAUCAUCCUUUGCAGUUUAAGCCUUUUGACCACUACAAAUUUAUCCAUUUUAUUUACACCGAGGAGAGCAAGAGCUCAGAGUCUCCAAUCAGGGCUUUUUGUGGAGUUUGAGAGUUCACCUGCAUUUCUAUAUAUAUGUAGUACUACUCUUACUAUAUUUGUGUGCUUGAAUAAGUUAUGAAAAUUAUGUUGUGGAGUUUGUAAUUA
Molecule: messenger RNA, 1301 nt
Organism: Salvia miltiorrhiza (redroot sage)
Lineage: Eukaryota; Viridiplantae; Streptophyta; Magnoliopsida; Lamiales; Lamiaceae
Product: probable 2-oxoglutarate-dependent dioxygenase AOP1
Exons: 3
Coding region: 261-1205 (314 amino acids)
Molecular function (GO): dioxygenase activity
Source: RefSeq, a predicted model, not a curated record